CGCGCCACUCCAUCGACUCCCGCAAGCCGAAGAGAGCAGCGCUAUUGUGCAGGACAGAAGGAAUUCAUGCCUGCGCAUCGAAGGUCAGGCCAUGGAAAUUACACUCAAAGGUUUUCCUCUGAAGGUGGUGAAUAUCCCAUGGAGGAAUAAUAACCUCAGUACUCUGCAUACAGACCCUCCUCUGUCUGAACAAGGGGAAACCAUCAUUGGAGUCUACCUUUUAGUUUUGGGAUGGCUGUCCUGGUUUGGAAACAGUCUAGUGAUGUUUGUCCUGUACAGGCAGCGGGCGUCACUUCAGCCGACAGACUUCCUCACUUUGAAUCUCGCCAUUUCCGAUGCCAGCAUCUCUGUGUUCGGCUACUCCAGAGGAAUCCUGGAAAUAUUCAAUAUCUUCAAGGAUGACGGGUAUCUGAUCACCUGGAUCUGGACCUGCCAGGUAGACGGCUUCUUCACAUUGCUCUUUGGCCUUGCGAGCAUCAACACCUUAACGGUUAUCAGCGUCACCAGAUACAUCAAGGGAUGCCACCCCGGCAAAGCUCAGUGCAUCAGCAACAACACAAUCGCCGUAUCGCUGAUCUGCAUCUGGACAGGAGCCAUGUUUUGGUCCGUUGCUCCGCUGCUGGGCUGGGGCAGCUACACAGAUCGAGGCUACGGCACCUGCGAGGUGGACUGGUCCAAAGCGAAUUACUCCACCAUUUACAAGUCCUACAUCAUCUCCAUCCUCAUCUUCUGCUUCUUCAUCCCGGUGAUGAUCAUGCUCUUCUCCUACAUCUCCAUAAUCAACACGGUGAAAAACACCAACGCCAUGUCAGCUGACGGUUUCCUCACCUCUCGUCAGAGGAAAGUGGAGCGAGACGUCACCCGAAUUUCCAUUGUAAUCUGCACCGCUUUCAUCCUGGCCUGGUCGCCAUAUGCAGUGGUGUCAAUGUGGUCGGCCUGGGGCUUCCACGUGCCGAGCACCACCAGCAUCAUCACGCGCCUCUUCGCCAAGUCCGCCAGCUUCUACAACCCGCUCAUCUACUUCGGCAUGAGCUCCAAGUUCCGCAAGGACGUCUCUGUGCUGCUGCCGUGCACGAGGGAGCGCAAGGAGGUGGUGCGUCUGCAGCACUUCAAAACCAUCAAACCCAAGGCUGAGGACCUGGAGCCGCCCGCCUCGCUGCCCAUCCAGAAGCCAGAGGGGAAAUACGCGGCAGGAGGGCCGCACCAGUCCCAUCCCGACAGCGACUCGGGGGUCAACAGUCUCCCUGAGACUCCUCCAGCCGGAACGCAGCAGGUCUUCCACAUCGACGUGCCCUCGCACAUCGAAACGUCAGAGUACUGGUGUGACAGACUCUGAAGACUGUUUCCAUGUCACUCAAACCCAUACUUGAACUACAAGGCGAGAUUGAGAGGUUUUUUUUUUUUUUUUUCAUUUUACUGUGC
Molecule: messenger RNA, 1422 nt
Organism: Salarias fasciatus (jewelled blenny)
Lineage: Eukaryota; Metazoa; Chordata; Actinopteri; Blenniiformes; Blenniidae
Gene: opn6a
Product: opsin 6, group member a
Exons: 7
Coding region: 92-1336 (414 amino acids)
Biological process (GO): G protein-coupled receptor signaling pathway
Cellular component (GO): membrane
Molecular function (GO): G protein-coupled receptor activity
Source: RefSeq, a predicted model, not a curated record